GUACUCUGGUCUUUUGUCUGGGCAGUAUCGAUUGAGGGGACAGUGUUUGGAAAGAUGUCUCCUUUUCCUUUGAUCAGUUUUCCACCAGCCAGGGUGGAUUUGCUUAAAAUCCUUCAGUGGCUUCCCGAUGUCUUUAGGAUGGUGUUCACGUUGCUGUGGCUCACAAGUCCGCGCUCUGAUGUCAUUUGUCCGAGUGAACCGUUACAGCUCCCGGGGAGGAGGAAGGAAAGCACUGAAAGUAAAGAAGAAAACGGCAGUGAAGCAAGAAUGGGAUAAUACUGUGAAUGAUCUAACAGUUCAUCGGGCAACUCCUGAAGAUCUGAUACGCCGACAUGAAAUACACAAAUCAAAGAAUAGAGCACUAGUACACUGGGAACUCCAAGAAAAAGCUUUGAAGAGAAAAUGGAAGAAGCAGAAACCGGAAAUUUCUAAUCUUGAGAAAAGGAGAUUGUCUAUCAUGAAGGAGAUUCUUUCUGAUCAAUCAUCAUGGCAUUUUCCUUCUGCAGGGUUUCCGAAUGUAACAGUGGCUCCUGAUUCCUCUCAAGGGCCCAUUGUGCUAAAUCAAGACCCCGUCACCCAGGCCAUCCUUGGUGACUCUGUUGUGGAGCCUCAGGCUCUUAACGAAAUAGAUGAAGAAGAAGAAGAAACUGUUAACAGCCAGUCAGAGGAAAGUGAGAAUGAGUUGGAUAACUCUCAGUCUAACAUGAAUGCAGACAGGUUCCUUCACCAACUAAAGGAAGAUAAUUCUGAGAUAAUUAGUAAACUGUGGACUGAUAUUCAGCAGAAAAUAGCAACACAGUCACAAAUAACAAGCCCUCUAGGGACUCCAUCAUCCACCUCUCCAUCAGAGGAAAAAAAAGCUGCUCUGAAUGCGACCAAUGCUGUCAAGAGAGUCCACACCAGGCUUCAGCCUGAAGAAUCUUCUGAGUCUCUAGACUCCAGCUACGUUGUGGGACAAGUGCUGAACUCCAGGAAGCAAAAGCAGCUGUUAAAUAAAGUGAAAAGAAAACCGGAGUUGUGUGCCCCUUCCAAGCAGAAGGGAAACAUGCUGUCAUCUAGCACAGCCUCCACAGACUUAUCAAGUAGCACCAAUCCCAGCCUGGAUGUCCUCAAGCACAUGAUACAUGAAGUGGAACACGAAAUGGAAGACUAUGAGCGGUCGACGGGACGCGAAGUCAAGGAACCACAGAGCAGCCAGGGUCUUACAGGCUUCACCCUGUCGCUGGUGAGCUCCCUCUGUCGCCUGGUUCGGUACCUUAAAGAGAGUGAGCUCCAACUGCGUAAAGAAGAAGAGACAAGGCAGAAACUGGAGCAGGCAUUAGGUGAUCAUCGAGAGCUCAUUGAUGCUCUGACAGCUGAAAUUCUACUUCUUAGAGAAGAAAAUACUGCUACCCAGGCGAGACUUCAGCAGUAUAUGGUCACAACAGAUGAGCAACUUAUAUCGAUCACACAUGCCAUUAAGAGCUGUCCAGUGAUAAAUAACAACCAAGCAAGUCUGGCAGCAGAAAGGGGAGCCACGAGUAGUAGAAUUAUGGACAAUCCAGAGGCUUCAGUUGUAAAUGCUAAUGUCUCCAUGCCAUUGAUGUAUCGAGGGGAAGAAGUGCGUGAAUUCCCACAGGAAGACUUGCCUGUUAAACUAUCUCAAGUGCCAAACCCUCCAGAUAGUGUGAAUCUGGCCAACAAUUUUCCAGCACACAUAUUUGAGCCAGCUGUGUUGUUAACACCACCCCGGCAGAAGAGCAACUCAGAAUUCUCUCCUCUGCAGGAUGUAUUGAGGAGGACCGUUCAAACUCGUCCUGCUCCACGAAUUCCUCCAACUGUGGAAAUAAUUGAGAAGGAACAAAAUUGGGAAAAGAAGACCUCACCGCCCAGCACAGACAUUCAGAAUUCAAGUGACGAGAGUCAUCUCUUCACCCAGAGGUGGAGGGUCUCUCACAUGGGAGAAGAUUUGGAAAACAAAACCGAGGCUCCUUUUGUCAACCUCUCACAGCCCCUGUGCAAUUCCCUCUCAAACACUCAGCAACCCAGAAACCCUGCAUUCUCAGAAGAGCCCCCAGUACUGGGGGAUGGGCAACAGCUUAGAGCAGAUGAGGCAUUAAUACAAAGAAAGAACAUCAUGGCACAAAUUGCUGAGUUGACACUGCAGAAUUCAGCUAUCAGGGCUCAUCUGAAUAAUAUUCUUUGGCCAGGGGGAGAGCAAGGGGAUGGACUUCGGGAGUUAAACAAACAGGAGACAAGUCAUACAAGCAACGUGAGUGCUACUUUUCCAGCAACACGGCCUCUAACACCAAAUAGCAUGGAGGAGCGGAUUGCGGAACUGAACCGGCAGAGUAUGGAGGCUCGCGGAAAGCUCUUGCAGUUAAUAGAGCAGCAAAAACUUGUUGGUUUGAAUCCUUCCCCUCCACCGAUAUCACCUAUUCAGUCACCUCUCAGAGCUUGGACUGAUUGGCCACAAAUUCCUGAUUUAAAAGAAGGAGGAAAGAGGACAAUUGAAGUAUCUGUUCCAGGAGCAGAAGCCCCAGAAACCUCAAAAUGCAGUACUGUCUCUCCUAUCAGUGGAAUAAAUUCAAGAAGAUCUUCAGGGGCUACUAGUAAUUCUUGUUCUCCAUUAAAUGCCACCUCAGGAAGUGGGCGAUUCACACCUGUUAAUCCAAGAGCAAAGAUUGAGAAACAAAAUGAAGAAGGCUGGUUCGCUCUUUCCACUCAUGUGUCAUAAGUGAGGUCAAGUGUGACUUUGUUCUCAGUGGUACAUUCUUGAGCUUCCAUUCCCCUUUCCCUGCUUUCAAGUUUUUGUCCUUCUUUCAGCUAAAACCUACAAAGAUCCUGUGACUUCAUACAAAUAGAACAAAGAAAUAAAGCAAUUAUUUUAUUUUUGAACUUUCAAAUACAUUUCCAACAACUAACCAACCUGCAACCUCCUGCAAAUAAAAUGUUGACUAUAGGGAAAUUAAAGUUUCAUAUUCUAGUAAUUUCCUAAGUA
Myotis lucifugus (little brown bat) is the source of this 2980-nucleotide messenger RNA. It is a transcript of the gene SPICE1, whose product is annotated as spindle and centriole associated protein 1. Lineage: Eukaryota; Metazoa; Chordata; Mammalia; Chiroptera; Vespertilionidae. Bases 128 to 2716 code for a protein of 862 amino acids. Gene Ontology annotation, cellular component: centriole; centrosome; spindle. The record is from RefSeq and is a predicted model, not a curated record. Gene Ontology annotation, biological process: metaphase chromosome alignment; regulation of centriole replication; mitotic spindle assembly. The transcript is spliced from 18 exons.